AUGUACAUUCCAAAAAAGUAUCAAGAAGAAGGGUGGGAUCAGGUUGAGUACCUUAUAAACAAGUACCCAUUAGCAACCAUCAUAACUACUACCAAUGACAAUGAGAUCAUAGCAAAUCACAUACCAUUAUAUUUAAAGGUGGAAGCAUCUGGUGAGAGAAAGUUGAUAGCGCACAUUGCCAAAGCCAACCACCAGAUACCAUCAUUAACUUCGAAUAGUAAUGUGUUGGUCAUUUUCCAAUCAACAAACUCAUACAUUACACCUAACUAUUAUCCCACCAAAGUUGAUACUCAUAAAGUUGUCCCUACAUGGGACUUCGCAAGUGCUCACAUUCACGGGUCGUCCAAAAUCAUUGAUGAUUUUCAAUUUGUCCGAGAUCAACUCAAUUACUUGACUAACCAAGAGGAAGGAAAAAAGGAUGAAGAUGCAACAAAGUGGCAAGUAGACGAAGCACCAGAGAAUUAUUUGAAGAUUAUGCAAAAAGCAAUAACAGGACUUGAAAUAAAGAUUGAUUCAUUUCAAUGCAAGUACAAAUUUGAACAAGGCGCAAAGAAACCAGACAUCUCUGGUGUAAUAAAAGGAUUGGCUGCUGAUGGUAAAGAGGAGAUCUCAAAGUUAACCAUCGAUGCGAAUGCAAGAGCAGAUGAGAGAAAAGCUGCAAAGACGUGA
Messenger RNA from Lodderomyces orthopsilosis Co 90-125, 669 nucleotides. RefSeq lists its product as uncharacterized. The coding region runs from base 1 to 669 and encodes 222 amino acids. NCBI's taxonomy places the organism in Eukaryota, Fungi, Ascomycota, Pichiomycetes, Serinales, Debaryomycetaceae. The record is from RefSeq and is a predicted model, not a curated record. The transcript has a single exon.